AUGCCCCGACAAUAUAUGCUCUGGGUCAACUCAAGACCCUUGCCCAAUUCUGGGAUUGACGAUAAUCUGUGGGAAAAAUGGUAUACCGAAGAACAUGUCCCGGACUUGGUGAACAGCAAGACCGCCGUCCGCGCGGCCAUGUAUCGCGAGAGUUUUGAUUUCUCGCUAGAACCAAAGGAGAAGCACCCGCGCAAGUACUUGGUCUUGUACCAGUCAGACUUUGAAGAGCCGCUUAGUUCCAAAGAGUACUUGGACGGCGUACGGCACUCCAGCGAGAUGUGGCCUGGCAAAAAGCCGACGUCGGAGGUUGGGGACUUCAACGCAAGGAAUUAUAAGUUGAUCCAGGAGUAUGAUCCCGAUGGAAAGGGAGAAUCUGUCCCUCCGUUCUGCUUGACGGUUGAGAUGGACCCAGUGGAUGAGCCCGACUUUGACAAGUGGUAUCGCGAAGAACAUCUCGACAUGUUGCACAAGUUACCAGGGUAUCGAAAAUCCCUGAGGUAUGUCAUCGGCCCAAAGCUGCCCAUAACCGAAGGCGAACCUCCGAAGUAUCUGGCAGUCCAUGAAAUGGACAAUUUGCGGGGUUUUAUCGGGAAAGAGGCAGAUGCGGCUAACGACACACCUUGGACGGUCAAGCAUAUCAAGGACAGCAAGACGUUCAUUGUGAGAGGCUGGCAAUUGAUUUAUUCGCAAGGGUUUUGA
Fonsecaea multimorphosa CBS 102226 is the source of this 699-nucleotide messenger RNA. RefSeq lists its product as uncharacterized. The transcript has 3 exons. NCBI's taxonomy places the organism in Eukaryota, Fungi, Ascomycota, Eurotiomycetes, Chaetothyriales, Herpotrichiellaceae. The record is from RefSeq and is a predicted model, not a curated record. The coding region runs from base 1 to 699 and encodes 232 amino acids.